Molecule: messenger RNA, 3297 nt
Organism: Mucor velutinosus
Lineage: Eukaryota; Fungi; Mucoromycota; Mucoromycetes; Mucorales; Mucoraceae
Product: C-4 sterol methyl oxidase
Exons: 6
Coding region: 1-3297 (1098 amino acids)
Biological process (GO): lipid metabolic process
Cellular component (GO): cytoplasm
Molecular function (GO): protein binding; phosphoric diester hydrolase activity
Source: RefSeq, a predicted model, not a curated record
AUGAAGUUUGGAAAACAAAUCCAAAGCCAACAAUUUACAGAAUGGAGUCCGUAUUAUCUCGACUACAAAGGCCUGAAAAAGUUUAUUAGUUCUCUGUUAAACACACCAGCAGAUAGCUUAAAGGCUUUGGGAUUACCGCCUAUCGGUAUUGAAGAGGAUCGUGCCAAACUGUUGCAGUCUCAGAAAGCUGCCUUCUUUUUCAAGCUGGAGCGUGAGCUCGAAAAGAUCAAUUCAUUUUAUCUUCAAAAAGAGAAUGAGCUCAAAGUGAGAUUAAGGACCUUGAUUGACAAGAAGAAGGUGCUUCAAUCAGACACACGCCGACUCAAACACGCAUCCACACUCUUCAAAGCCAUCCAAGAAGCAUUUGUGCAAUUUGAACAAGAGUUGACAAAGAUCCAGAAAUAUGUCGAAUUGAACAAUGAAGGGUUCCGAAAGAUCUUGAAGAAAUGGGACAAGCGAUCCAAAUCGUCAACCAAGGAGCUUUAUCUCUCACGUCAAAUCGACAUUCAGCCUUGUUUCAAUACGCAAGUUUUGUGCGAAUUAUCCGACAUGGCAUCUGCCAACCGCAUUGAGCUUUCCAAUAUCCAGGAAGGCAUACCCAUCAGCCCUGUGUCCAGCACACACAACAACAAUGCAGAUAGCACUCAGUUUGCCAACAGUGGUGAUGAAAUUGACGAUGUUGAAUUGGAACUUGUAAAGGCAGUGUCCAGCAAUCAAGGCUCACUGGUACGAGAGAUUUUGACCCGCAUUAUGCAAAACCCAUCACCUGAAGAUCAUGGUCGACUCACGCGUGUAUUCUGGCAUGCUUGUUCAGAAGCACCCAAGGAGAUCACAGACAUGUUGAUUGAAACACAGCUUGUCAAUUUUGAAUAUGUAGAUGAUAUCAUUGAGCGAUCAUGUCUGCAUGUAGCUGCCAUGAAUGGCAAAUUAGAUUUACUAGAGAUUUGCACCAAGCAUGGGGCUAAUGUCGAAGCAACAGAUGCGUAUGGAAGAACUGCACUCCACUACGCCACGAUGAAUGGCUUUACCGACUGCGUCUCCUUCUUGCUCACUCGCCAAACUGAUAUCGAAUGUCGUGACCAUGAUGGUUUUAGUCCCUUGAUCUAUGCUAUCAUGAAUGGCCAUACACCUUGCGUAGAAAUAUUGAUUCAAGCAAAGGCCAAUAUCGAGCCUCGCCAUGAAGGUGAUCACAUUCCAUUGUCGCUGGCCUGUCAUUUUGGACACACAGAUAUUGCUCUCAUGUUGUAUAACCAAGGCGCCAAGAACUUACCUAAUGCUGAAUCGCUGUAUCCACUUCAUCUCGCUGCGCGUCAAGGCCAUGCUGAGUUGUGUCGUGUGCUCUCACAGAACAAGCAAGAUCUCGAUAAGCCUGACAAAUACAAUACAUGGACGCCCCUCUUUUGGGCUGCCAAUGAUGGACAUGUCGACUGUGUUCGCAUUUUGAUCAAUGCUGGCUGUAAGGUAAAUGCAAAGGAUGAGAAUGGGAAAACUGCUCUCUACUAUGCUGCGUGGGAGGGCCACAUGGACUGUGUUCAGCUGUUGUUGGACGCUGGCUGCGAGGUUGAGCCUGUUACUGAAAUCAUAAGCGCUUCUGCUCCUCAAAGCCCACCUACUGCCAAAACUACUGAAGAAGACGACAUGGAGCUGGACGUGAUACCCUCCUUGUCUCUGCCUCCGCCCAUCAUCCCCUUCCGCAUUUAUGGCCACAACUAUUUGGACCGCAAAUACCAAAUUCAAAUCAGUCUUCGUCAGCCACCUAUUCGCCUCUACGACAAUGCUCAGAUCUCUUCAUUGCGCUUGAUCAUCUCCUCCAAGCCAGAUACAGGCAUGAUUCCCCACAGCGUUAUUCUCCCGCUGGUCGAUGAUAGGGACGUCUUCAACUUUCAAGUGGACAAACUGGAUGAUUUUCUGUUGGAGUUUGAUAUAUUGGCUACAUUUGGCUCCAAGGUAUUGGGACGCGGCGUUGCUCUACCUCAGUCGUUCUCUUUGGUUGAUUUCAAGAUUGCAGAGGGUCAUCGCACCAUUCCUUUGCUCGAUGGCCAUCUCAAGGUGAUUGGUGAGCUUUCUUAUGAUUAUUCUGUGAUCAACCCAUUUCGUGGUGUCCAACUGGAAAUUGGUGGUCGUAUCGAAACCUACUGGAAAUCUACAAAUACCGUGCUGCCUGCUCCUGUGACAAAUGGCAUUGAGGUCAGCUCCACUGAAGCAACUGUAGAAUCUUCAUCGGCAGCCACCACCACCACCACUGCUACUACUACCCUAACCACCACUACCGUUUCUACCGCCACCACUACGCCUACAAUCAAUACUAACAUUCAACCCGCCAAUGCCAAUGCCAAUGCUGCUACAACAACAACCAGCUCUCUUUCGUCAACUGUACCUUCCUUUAUCACUGCUUCCUCCUUGUCAGGCGAUUAUGUCCAGGUAGUCAUCCAGCUUACCAAGGAUCUUGUGCCUGUCGUGUUCUCCAACUGGCUUGUGCCAUUCCAAGGCUUGGACUUGGCCGUUUCCGACUUGACAUUGAAGCAGUUUCUUCGUAUUGGCGAAAGCAUACUCAAGGACAACCAGCCUUAUUCACCCAACAAUACAGACGACAUAUGCCCCAUCACAGGAAACAGUUUUAUCAUUCAAAAACUCAACAAUUACAAAUCAUUCCUCUCCCUCGAACAGGUGCUGGAGAAACUCCCAUUGACUAUGGGACUCCACCUUGAACUGAAAUACCCUUCUCCUUGCGAUCAAAACUUAUACUCAUUCACUAAUAUAGCUGGACGAAACACAUUUGUAGAUACUAUCCUUCAAUGCAUCUAUGAUCAUGUUCGUUCUCUCUCGCCUGACACAGCCAGUCGAAGCUUAUUCUUCUCAUCCUAUAAUCCAGCCAUCUGCAUGGUGGUUAAUUGGAAACAACCUAAUUAUGCCGUAUUCUUUGGUACAUAUUGCGGGCUCAAUAUGCAUCGAGGUUUCAAGCGUCGUUCAACUGAUGAUGAUGAUGCUAGUGAAGACAAUGCAAGUCAAUCCACAACUGUAUAUAAAAAUGACGAUGUGCGAUGUUCUUCAUUAAAAGAAGCUGUCAAAUUCGCCAAGCAAAACAAUUUGUUGGGCGUGAUUUGCGGUGCACAGACGAUUGUACAGGUACCUUCACUUAUCAAGACUGCCAAGGAAAGUGGGUUGAUUUUAGUCACUGCUGGCAAGGUCAAUUCAGAUAUAAGAUACCGUCAUAUUCAGGAACGCUAUGGUGUGGAUGCCAUGAUGAUCAAUCAAGUGGUUCAUUUCAACAUGUCCAUGGCUGGUGCUGGAUUCUAA